Messenger RNA from Chelonus insularis, 4953 nucleotides. Its product is annotated as calpain-D-like. The transcript is spliced from 8 exons. Gene Ontology annotation, cellular component: cytoplasm. Gene Ontology annotation, molecular function: calcium-dependent cysteine-type endopeptidase activity. Gene Ontology annotation, biological process: proteolysis. The record is from RefSeq and is a predicted model, not a curated record. Lineage: Eukaryota; Metazoa; Arthropoda; Insecta; Hymenoptera; Braconidae. The coding region runs from base 28 to 4110 and encodes 1360 amino acids.
GAUGAUGAUCACUCGCGGUCAACGAGUAUGGCCACGCACGCCGCCAAAUUCCCGCGCUGGCGUUGCACGGCCUGUGCCUACCUCGUGAACGACGUCGAGACGACGAUCUGCCCUGGCUGCGGCCACCCAAUUAAUUCGCGAGAAAUCGGAGCAUUGACGCAACAAGAAAUUAAUCCUCUGGAGGUGGCUUCACCAACAGACACCCUAACCCCGUCCUCCACGUCCUUAUCCUCGUCUACAUCGGCUUCUGAGCCACCAACCCCACUGCCAAGGCAAACUUCAAGUGAUGUGACGCGAGAUAUUGACUGUAUCAAUGUCAACAAUGACAACAAUGAACGUCCAUUACUUGCUCUUGGCACUAAGAUAAACCCAUCAACUAUAGAAGUUUCAAGUAAAAUUAAUCGAAGAAAUUCGUGGGGAGGUGUAUCGUGUCAAAGGCAACAUCUGAAAAGAUCACCUUCAUUACCACUUCUUGUAACACGUUGGACCUGCAUUCGAUGUUUACAAGCCAACUGUUGCAGUGCAACACCAAUUUGCACAGCCUGUGGUGCGAGUUCAUCGAUAGCAGAAACAAAUGGAAAUUUGAUUGGCGUGAGACGAGGAAAAAAAUUGAAAGCUUUAAAAUUAAGUAAUAAACAAGAGCCUCGAGUAGAUUUAGUUGCUACAGUAACUGCAGGUCUUGUAACACGUAUCCUCGACGUUAGCUGUGCUAAUCUUGGCUCAGCAGCUGUAUUGGAUAGAAACGAAGGUAUGGCACAGUUGAGUGGUUUAAGUCAAAGAGAUAGAAGUCAAUCUAAUCGAGAAGAUUGGACUUUACCGCCUGUAGAAACGAUGGAUCCUUCAGUUUUGUCUUUUGGAGAAACUCCAGAUGCUUCACAAAGAUCGCCAAAACGUCACAGUCCUUCUGUCUAUGAACGAGUUAAAUCAAAAGUUAGUCGGUCAUUGUCAAAUGGAACUGGGGUACAAAAACUGUCAGAUCAUGGAAUACAAAGACCCACAAGUCUGAUUGUUUCUGAAGCGCAUCAAGAUGAUAGUUUAUGGAGUUGUGAUAAUUGUACACUUGAUAAUUCAGCGGAAUUAGAACAAUGUGAAGCAUGUGAAGCUCCAAGAAGUCCAGCACCUUGUAGUGGAGUUGUAAUAAGUGUACCUUCUUGGGAGUCUAGACCUCUCUCUUCAGCAGGACCUUUAUCGUAUCGUAGAUCUUUCUCUGAAGUUGAUACUGUUGCUAAUGCUACCCAGAAAAAAACAGUUAAUCGACGGAGUCUGAAUGAUGAUGAACCUCCUGCAGUACCACCUCACUCUGUUGGAUUUAAUUCGCGGCCUAAGUAUUCUUAUAUUGGAAUUACCGACCCUGAUGCUCCUCCACCGUUGCCGAAGAAGCAGAGCAGCAAACUAGCGCUAACUGUAUCACGAGCUCACAGUGAAUCUACCAGUCCAGUUGAAACUCCAGGGUCUAGUCCUCUUAAACGUAUGUGGACCUGUCGAAAGUGCUCUUAUGCUUAUAAUCCCCUUUGGUCGAUGGGUUGCGAUAUUUGCAGUUCUACAAGAACACCCUCGUCACUUUUACAAUCUAAUUUAAUUACUGUGACUAAGGAUUCAAUAAAUUGUCGCUCGCAAGUUCAGUCUCCGAUCGUUGUGUCGCGGGAUAGUGUGAGAUAUAUUCCACCUAAAGCAACCCUGGCUACUGCAGAGUCCGAUUUAGAAGAUCACAUUGAGCCAUCAUUGCCAGCAUGGACUUGCAAAAAGUGUACCCUACUUAAUGCAGCUUCUAGAACUACAUGUGAAGCAUGCGGUGGUUCUAAGUUACGUAGUAUCAGUCAUAUCGAAGAUCCAACGUUAAGGAAAGGAGAAAGUUGGGUUUGUCCAUCGUGUACUUUAAGGAAUCCUCUUACUGCUCAGAAUUGUAAUGCUUGCAAAACCCUAGCAGACUUUCUAGAAAUCCCAAGGGAUAAUCGAGUGUCCGGUCAACGAAGUCCUAGCCCAAGAUUAUCUAGUGGACUUUCAAGUAAUAUUAGAAUUUCUACACCUCGGCAUAAAAAUUCUGUUAGACGAAAUGGACCAAGUAUUCAGAAUGAUAAAAAGCACUCUAAAACAAAAGAAUCUAGUGUUAGUCAGUGGCAAUGCAAGGUAUGCACAUAUGAAAAUAAGAGCACAAAUGGAGUUUGUGAAAUGUGCCAAAGUUCCAAGUCCUUGUCGCAAACGCCCGGUGACAGACCACGAUUUAAUGAACCUGGAAGAAGUACUUUAAGGAUACAAAGGCAAGAAAGUGUAGUAAUGGAAAAUUUGCGACAUAUUGAGGAAAGGGAAGCCUUAGAAAAGUGGGAAAGAAUUGUGCGAUAUUGCAAAGAGACAAAUGAACCAUUCGUUGAUGAUUCUUUUCCUCCAGCACCAAAGUCACUUUACUAUAAUCCCGCAGAAACAAAAGAUAAUCAUGUAGUGCAAUGGAGAAGACCACACCAGAUAAAUGUUGAUUCUAGUGUUGAUUCAAAAUUGCCUUGGGCGGUUUUCAGAACACCUUUACCUUCAGAUAUCUCACAGGGUGUUUUAGGAAAUUGUUGGUUACUCUCAGCACUUGCUGUACUUGCAGAAAGUGAUGAGCUUGUAAGAAGAGUGUUAGUCAUGCGAGAGACAUGCCCGGAAGGUGCUUAUCAGGUUCGAUUAUGCAAAGAUGGAAAGUGGACUACAGUGCUUGUUGAUGAUCUUUUACCAUGUGACAAACGAGGUCAUUUGGUUUAUUCUCAGGCCAAGAGAAAACAGUUAUGGGUGCCGCUAAUUGAAAAAGCAGUAGCUAAAAUUCACGGAUGUUAUGAAGCUCUAGUUUCUGGACGAGCUAUUGAAGGAUUAGCUACUCUCACUGGAGCUCCUUGUGAGAGUGUACCUUUACAACCUUCUGCACUACCUAGUGAAGAUGAAUUAGAUAAAGAUUUAAUUUGGGCUCAGCUUCUCUCAUCUCGACAAGCAAUGUUUCUAAUGGGUGCAAGUUGUGGUGGUGGUAACAUGAAAGUAGAUGAAGAAGAAUAUCAACGGAAAGGAUUAAGACCAAGACAUGCAUAUUCAGUCCUUGAUGUGAGAGAUGUUCAAGGUAUAAGAUUGCUACGGUUACGUAAUCCUUGGGGUCAUUAUAGUUGGAAAGGAGAUUGGUCAGAUGAUAGUCCAACAUGGACUCCAACGCUAAGAGAAAUGCUAAUGCCACAUGGUGCUUCUGACGGAGUCUUUUGGAUAUCUUUUGACGAUGUUCUUAAAUACUUUGAUUGUAUUGAUAUUUGUAAAACUAGAGUUGGAUGGAGUGAAGUUCGAUUACGUGGUACUCUACCACCACUGUCAUCAUUAAGACAUUUAUCUUGUGUGCUAUUGACGGUGCUUGAGCCUACAGAGACGGAAUUUACAUUAUUUCAAGAAGGCCAACGAAACUCUGAAAAAUCGCAACGAUCACAAUUGGAUUUAUGUGUCGUCGUUUUUCGUACACGAUCUCCAGCUGCUCCUGAAGUUGGUCGAUUAGUAGAACAUAGUAAACGGCAAGUACGAGGUUUUGUGGGUUGUCACAAAAUGCUAGAAAGAGAUCUAUAUAUAGUUGUUUGUCUCGCAUUCAACCAUUGGCAUACUGGGAUGGAGGAUACAUCCAGUUAUCCGGAAUAUGUGUUAGCUAUACAUAGUUCUAAAAGACUUCUUGUAGAGCAAAUAUCGCCUCCAGCUUUCGUUUUGGCUGAUGCUAUUAUUAGCUUGACCUUAGCGAAAGGGCAACGUCACGAAGGAAGAGAAGGAAUGACAGCUUAUUAUCUUACAAAAGGUUGGGCUGGUCUAGUAGUGAUGGUUGAAAAUCGCCACGUAAAUAAAUGGAUUCAUGUUAAAUGUGACUGCCAUGAAAGCUACAAUGUAGUUUCAACAAGAGGACAAUUAAGAACAGCUGACAGUGUACCUCCACUUCAUCGGCAAGUGAUUAUAGUAUUAACACAAUUAGAAGGCAGCGGGGGCUUUUCUAUAGCUCACCGUCUGACACACAGAUUAGCUAACAGUGGAAAUCUCCAUGACUGGGGUCCUCCAGAUACUCAACAUUGUCCUCAAAUAGAUACUCAGGUUGAAGGUUUACACAGCCCUCGAUUAAUCACGUGAACGUACAAUAUUUAUCGUGCUAUAUAUGGCCACAUCUACUAUUUAAUGAAUUCAAGUUGGAAAUAUUUCUAUAUUCUACGAUAAUAAAUGGAACAGCAAUCAUAAGUAGGAUUCUAUAAACGAUAAUUCAAUUUUCUGAUGUCAUGACAUCAUUUUCGUGAUAGACUCUUAGCCUACUUAACACAAUAUGGUAUUAUGUGAUAAAAAUAUUGAAAAUGUGACAGAGAGAAGUGAAAAUUACAUAAUGAGAACAAUUUCUUGAAAAAAAAAUGGAUAAACAUUUAAAAUAAAUAGUGAAACCUGUGAAAAUUAGCUAUCAAACAAGAUAAACAUUCGAUCAAAUAAAAUUGGUCGUUAAAAUUCAAGAAAUAAUUUUUGAAAAAUAAAUUGAAGAUUGAAAUACUUUGCUUGCUGUAUGCAAAAAAGAAACAAAAACAGUUAUUUUCUCAACAUAAUAAUUAAGUAUCAUAUGAAUGAGUGUUAUAACGUAGUAGUAUGAAAGAUAUAACUCAUUAUAUUAUACAUCAAUUAUUUUCAGAAUUAUUUACAGAUAAUCCUAUAAAUUUAAUUUUCUUUUUAAUAAUUAAAUAAUUAUUUCUAUAUUUAGAGAGUCAUAUAAACAUCUUAAAUGCUCUGAUAAUACCAAAGAAAAUCGUUUAUGAAAAAAUUGACAUCUGGUUUGGCCAUGACUCAUGUAUAUAAUUUUGUUUCCGAAUUUAAUAGUCUACAAACUGUUAAAUUUCAUUUUAGAAAAGAAUAUUUUUAUUUUAUAAUUAAUACUAUUAUUUUAUUUGAUUUAUAUUUGAAAAAAAUUAUAGUAAUAUCAUCAUUUGUGGAUUUAUU